Molecule: messenger RNA, 5837 nt
Organism: Anneissia japonica
Lineage: Eukaryota; Metazoa; Echinodermata; Crinoidea; Comatulida; Comatulidae
Product: synaptotagmin-7-like
Exons: 3
Coding region: 2076-3719 (547 amino acids)
Source: RefSeq, a predicted model, not a curated record
UAAAGAUGAACUGUCUGCCUUCAGCUAAAAAGAAAAUUCAAAAAUUAAAUUUCUUUUUUCAACUACCUUAAUAUGUAUAUUGGAUUUACGAAGUUGAGAUUUAAAGAAAAAUGGCGGGUAUUUUAACGAAGAGUAGUAUUCAGUCAUUUUCUGGCUGUGCCAUUAAAAUCCAGGGAAAUGCAUCAGAACAAAAUAUAAAUAUUUCAAAAAGACACUAGAGGCAAGCGGCCUUCAAUGUUACUGGUAUCUUCCAUUAUCGGAACGUAUGAAGUGAAAUAUCCAUUCCGCCGUCAUGGAAAACAUUUAAGAAAAAAAGGAUUUUUUGCCAUAAUGCAGCUUGUUUGAAAUGCCAUGUCCUUGCACCGCCAAAUACUCACAAAAUAUGAGGCGCCAAGUGUAAAUUUAUUAUAUUCAAGGUAGUAUAGGCUUCUUUUCGAGAUAGUACAGUAAUCCUACAGUAUAUACUGUACAUGAAUUAGUUUCAAAGAUGAAGUUCAAUGGUUCAUGUGAUUUAAUGCCGAUCAAUACACUACAAGAUACAGACUGAUGUUCUCUCGGAUGCUGUGUUGGAAUUAAACAAUACUCUACUGUAAUUUUAAUUUAAAUGAUUUCCUUUCUUUUUUUUAAACAGGAUUUCAUAGUUGAAAAAUGUUUUCUGUAGUCCUAUUGUUUUAUAGUAGCAAUUCUCAAAAUUUGCAGCACUCGUUCCGAAAAGAACCCCAUACAGCACUUGUUUCAUUGUAAUAUCAAUAUGGAAAGGAUAACUGAUCAUUGUAUAUAAAUAAAUGUAUAUACGGUACAGUAUCAAUAUUCAAAUAGGUUGACUAGACUUUAAAUCCAUUACAUAUUUAAAAAAAAACGGUUUUAUUUACAUUUUAUUACAUAUACAUCAGUACUGAUGGUCGAAAGUACUCGAGCUUCAAUCUUCUUCAAACUUUGUCCAAGGAAAGACCAUGAUGUACAUAUAAAAAUAUGACGUCAUUCUAUAUAUUUUGAAUACUGAUAAACAAAUUAAUUUGCGUUAUCUAAGGUGUUUUAAACUAGCUCAGUAUGAUUUCGUUUUUGUUUUUCGUGUAUGUUUUACUAGCUAUUGCUAUGGUAAACACAAAAUCACCGUGAAAUGCAUUAACAUAUUUUCACCCUCCGACCUAUAAAUUUACGCAGGGUAGACAGACAAAAAUGCACUGACCUCCGCAGGUCGAGCUCUUUAGCAUAGGCCUAAUACAAAUCUCAGUAAUUGCCAUUGCAGCCUAGUUCGAGUCGAGUUUUUAUGUAUUUUUUACUGAUUUAUUAUUAUUUUUUUAAUAUUUUUAUUUUUGUGUAAUUUUAACAUCACUUCUCAUAUUCCAUUGUGGAAAAGGGAUGCAUUAUGGGGACUUAAUGAUGUGUUGACACAAUGUAUCACCAGCAAAUAGACGGGUAUUAUACUGCGGGUAUUCGGUAAGAAGUCAUUCGGUAUUUUGAUUUAUAUAGUAUAGGAAUAGACUCGGGCCAUCACAAAUCUGUGGAGCACGUCGGACUCCACUGGCACAUAGCAAACUCUGGUUUUUUUAAAGGAGAGUAACGUUUACAGGCCGUCUGCAGAAUUUUGCAGCAAGUGGUAAAAUUUGCAGACCACGUCGUCCCUUUUUUACAAACAAAUGCAUUUGCUUUCAUUGUCUUUCAGUGUAAAAUUAUAUACCUCUUUGGGUUAACACAAACUCUUGGAAAAUUCAAGAGAUGUAUACAAAUUAAUUUUAUCGGUUAGAUUAUUCAUAUAUGUUAUAUGGGGAUAUUCCAUGGUGUAUGAUGCUAUAGCAUCUAGGCCACUACAAUUAGGUCUAUGGUAAUGCUUGACACGUGCCAGAUACAAGCGUGAAUUAAUAAUCAUCUACAGAUUCUCGUGAUUAUACGUUUUCCAGACUACUCAGUAGCCUAUCACUUGUAAUGACGACUGCGCAUGAUCAGGGCUGUUAUAUAUUCCAGUUGAACACGGCUAACUGGUUAUAAUAGGUAUCGCUGUGUUGCUUAGCUGUUCGUGGAUACGCUCCCGAUCGUUUUCAUCACUUGCUUGAGGGAAUUUAUUACCUGAACGCAUGUUCACUAUGGAGUGCGUGAACGCUAACCAUCACCAAACGAAAGUAUUGCACUUGUGUCCAUUAGCGCAUACCAAGGUACGAGAACCCAAGAAAGCUGCAAUAAACCCGUUGAAUGGGAUCAUUAUUACACCAGAUACUGUACCACAAUUUGUUAUACCUCAGAAACGGUUACCGCGACUACAAAUAUUCAGUACAAGUGAAACAUCAGAAGAAGCGCCUAGGGCGCCCGAAUAUGUUAGCAGUGCUCCAGAUAGUAUGUUAGCCGAGACAAUGUCACACAUUCAGAUGAAGACAACACCAUACGGAUUUUCCUUUUUGUCAGAAAGUCCAACAACGUCUAGGAAAGAAUCACUCUAUCGUAAAAAGAACCAGCGUCAAACAACCGAGCAAAACCUGAAGGUCAAACCACUUGGCUAUCCAAACGUACCCAGCCCAUCAUCCUCUGAAGGUACAGACUUAUUCGAUUGGUCAAGUACAGGAACUUCUCCUUCUUCAAAUAAUUCUUUAUCACUCUGUAACUCACCAACGUUUACGAAAUCUAAAAGAAAAGUACCGUUUAGUCAAAGUCAUGGAAACAUAUAUUCAAUAGGCCUACCAGGCGAAGUUAUAGGCUUAAGUGUUCCCACCAGACCGGUCUCUUCUCCAUCGACACCUAGUGGGUCCCGAUCUAUAGACAAAAGACGAUGCUCUGUCCCAAUACCCGUACCAUUAGUUCAAUACCAUCGGUCACGGAGUCGUUCUUUACGUGCAGAGCAACCUGAAAAAUUGCAUCUACACUGUAUGAGGAGACGAAGCUAUUUAAUGGACUUGGGCGAUGUUCAUAUGAAGCUUUGCUAUUACCGACAGAGCGAAAGGUUAGAGGUUGGUAUAAUUCGUGCCGAAAAUUUAGGUGGCAGUGUCCACGUUGGUCCAAUAAAUCCAAUGUUGAAACUGAGUUUAACACCUUCUAAAGCCCAUGGAAAACACAAGACAAUGAACAUAAAAGGCACACGUGACCCUCAUUUCAACCAAACGUUUAUAUUUACAAACGUGAAGCCUGUGGAACUCGCACAUUUAAAUCUUAGGAUAAAGGUAAUGUCAAAGAGAUCGAAUCUAAGGCGAGCGGAAUACAUUGGCAACAUCAUCCAACCUUUGGGUUUCCUUAACGAUGGUCAAAGUUAUGACAUCAAAGCCAAUGUCAACCCAUGGAAUUCAGAAACGGUGAAUGGAACGUUGACCGUCUCUUUAUGUCUGAAACCAACGAGCCUGAUGCUGACCGUUAUUAAAGCAGAAAAUUUGGCCGUAUGCUCGAUUACCAACACGCCAGACCCGUAUGUUGACAUUGAGGUAACUGAAUCGAUAGGCGAAGAGCUAAAGGUGCAGACCUACCAGACGACAGUACGCCGAGGCACUAUGAAUCCGGUAUUCAAAGAAGCUUUCUCAAUCCCGCUGUCGAACACGACAACUGCGAAUGAUCUCACUCUUCUACUUGUGGUUCGUGACCGAGACUAUAUACUUCCUGAUGCAAAUAUCGGCCAUGUGCGCUUGGGUGUUGGCAUGACGACGAGUGAACACGUAGAAAGUUGGAAUAAACUUUUCAAGAAAACGGGCCAGUUGGUUACAAUGAAGUGCGUCCUCUGUAAUAUGCCAAUUGAUGACUAAGUCCUCAAUUCAACAGUUUGUGGUUAUACCCUCCCUGAUAAUAUGCAAUAAUGACAUCACAUAGUUAUGUAUUAUUGAAGUUGAAACGAAUAAGUGUGCCUUUUUUCAGAGUUUUAUUAAUGUCAUGUUUAAUGAAUUUUAAUAUUUUUUACCUACAUUUUUGUUAUCAAUGCCUUACUAUCGAUUCGAUUUCAAUUUAUUUAGCAAAGUGAAAUGGCAGUAUCAGUUAUUAAAUUGCGUAUUGAAAUAUUGGCGACGCACCGUUGUAAGGCUCAUGGCUUGAAUAAGCCGUAUCGGCCGAGCGUGAGAGAGAGAGAGAUUGAAAUAUAGGUUAUAAAAUCUAAGAAUUACAUUUUACAGCAAAAGUCAUAUGUAGGCCUAAUAUAAGAAGUCAGAAUUAAUAAAAACGGUAAUGAAUUGAAUUAUUCUUGUUACAAGAUUAGGUCUACAUAAAUCAUUAUUUGAUAAAGUAAGUUGACACUUAUGAUCAGUGUUUCUUCCUUUAAGGUUUUAGCUUGUUCGGUCAAUAAUUGAUACUGAUAGUCGUUAAAACAGAAUAGAAGUGUCAAAUCACCGGGAAUCGUUCAUACCAUGAUUUUUAGGCGGUAAUAUUACGCAUGUUUCAUCUUAGUUAGCCCGGGGUGUCCAUUCUACUGAAGUUCCUUGUUUGUUAUGCUUACCUUGUCUUCUUUGCUUAAGUAUGAAUCCCAACCUGCUGUUAGCUACGUUGAAAGUGGUUCAGAUGACAAUAGACCUUUCCGUGGUGUCAAUCAAACUUAACAACUGACCAAUUAGAAUUCAGAACAUCGCUAAUAUUAAGCACUUGUUUCUCAAGACUUAGUGCGUACCUCAAACGCACGUGUUUACGUACAUUUAAGGCCUGUUUAUAAUUGAAACGAUAACAGUAACGAUAAAAAUUUAAAAAGCAAUUGUUCAUAUAGGAAAUAAUAUAAAUAAUAAACGUUUUUACACUAAGACGAUUCGAUAACGACCUAUAUACGAUAACAAAAUAUUUUGACAAAUCAAUUCAAAUGACGUCAUACAUGAAAAAACGAUAAAUCGUUGUUACUACUACAAUUUUAUCAUUUUCGAUGAUUACGACGUCAUUUGAAUUGAUAUGUGAAAUUAUUUUUUAUUGUAUACAAGAUAAGUCGUUAUCGAAUCGUAAAAACUUCUCUUAUUUCUUUUAUUAUAUGAAAAAUUGAUUAGCUUUUUUAUCGUUAUCGUUGCAAGUAUGAACAGGCCUUUACGCUAUCUUAAUAACAACAUUAUCCAUCCUUAGCGGAAAGGUAUAUUUGCUUUUGACUCUGUAUAAAGUAAUAACAGAUUCAGGUAGGCUACUAUGUAUGCCCACAAAAUCGCCAUACUCCGCCCGAAAAAAGCUGAAAGGGACGUGGUUUCUACUGACAAAAAAAAAACAGGAAUGAUAAAAGCACAGCUUUGGAUCAGAUCUACAACAAUAAUGAUAACAAUAAUGCAUUAAUGACAAUGACAAUCAUAAUGAGCCCACCUAACAAUAUUACGUUAUACGAACGUUAUAAUAACGUUAAUGUUGUUUCAAACCAUAAGUACGUACCUAUAACCUAAUUUCACACAAAGUCAGACGGGUUGAACGUUCCUACAACGUUGUGUGAAAGUUAUUUUCAGACAUACCAAACCGCAACGUUAAUUAUAAGAAAGUUUUGUGUUUGCUGGGGAUAAUUAAAUGGUAAUAAUAAUGAUAAUGAUGAUAAUAUGUUGGUGUAGAAAAAAAUCUGGCGGUUGAGUGGCAACAUGGGUAAGGUCGAUUUAAACAUUAAAAUUGAUUUCAUCGACUUGGAACAAUAUAAAUGCUAUCAAAGCCCCACGAAUCAGGAAGAUGCUACAAAACGAACUCUAUUGUUACCAGAGAGGAACUUACAAAAUGAUCGUUUUGAUAUAUAGUUUAAAUUAUAGUUUACAAUAUUGAUGAAAUUUUAUAUUUCACUUGUUAGGCGUAUACAAUUUAUAAGCAACUGAUAUCGUAAAAUCAUAGGAUACUCAGAUUACAUUUGCAUGAUGUCUGAGAAAACUACUGUACGUGAUACUCAAACACCAAUUUACUUUCCAUUAGUAAAAUUAAAUGUGAAUUCUACCGUU